AUGGGCAAUGGAGGGGCAGCAGAUCUGUUCAAAUCAGCCACUUUAGUGAAAAUCUCAGGAUUUAUACUUGUAUCAGUGGUAUUCUUCUUCCUGGGCAAGCAUUUUUCCGAUGGCUCUUCACAGCAACUCGUAUAUUUCUCCUCCCACCAAAACCCAGAUCACGAUGAAAUUACUGGGCCACCGUCCUCGGUUGCAUUCUCCCCGAAUCACAAUAAAUUCUUCAAUAUCACUUCCCUUAUAAAUGACACCUCUUCAGCCCAAACGAAUGAAAACAAAGAACAGGAAAGCACAGAAUCAGUUUCACCACCACCGCCGGCUCCUGCGGUGAAAACGAUGGGGGUGGUGGAUGAGAAUGGGGUGAUGGCGGAGGAUUUUGAGGUGGGGGAGUUUGAUACGGUGGUGGUGGAGAAUUGGGGGAAGGCAAAUGAUACGGCGGAUUUGGAGAGUGAUGGCAAAGGGGGUAAGGUUAGAGUUAGGGUUAACAAGUUUCCAUUGUGCCCAGAGAGUAUGAGGGAGUACAUUCCCUGUUUGGACAACAAGGAUGCAAUUAAGAAGUUGAAAUCUACAGAGAAAGGGGAAAAAUUUGAGCGGCAUUGUCCUGAAAAGGGCAAGGAAUUGAAUUGCUUGGUCCCUUCUCCGAAAGGAUAUCAAACGCCCAUUCCAUGGCCACAAAGCCGCGAUGAGGUUUGGUUUAGCAACGUUCCUCAUGCACGUUUAGCCGAGGAUAAAGGGGGUCAAAAUUGGAUCAUCAUAGACAAGGACAAGUUCAAGUUUCCUGGAGGUGGCACACAAUUUAUACAUGGGGCAGAUCAGUAUCUGGAUCAGAUUGAGAAGAUGAUCCCUGAAAUUGCAUUUGGCCACCAUACCCGAGUAGCUUUGGAUGUUGGUUGUGGUGUAGCAAGUUUUGGUGCAUAUCUAUUGUCGCGUAAUGUUACCACCUUAUCUGUAGCUCCAAAAGACGUUCAUGAGAACCAAAUUCAAUUUGCACUUGAGCGUGGUGUGCCUGCAAUGGUGGCGGCUUUUGUAACACGACGAUUAUUGUAUCCAAGUCAAGCAUUUGACUUCAUACAUUGUUCAAGAUGUAGAAUCAAUUGGACUCGAGAUGAUGGGAUCUUGCUACUUGAGGUCAAUAGGCUUCUCCGUGCUGGGGGAUAUUUUGCUUGGGCGGCGCAGCCUGUUUAUAAGCAUGAAGCAAUUCUCAAAGAGCAAUGGGAAGAAAUGGUCAACCUUACCAGUCGUCUUUGUUGGAAGCUUGUUAAGAAGGAGGGAUACAUUGCUAUAUGGCAGAAGCCCUUAAACAACAGCUGCUAUUUAAGCCGCAAGGAAGGAACCAAACCACAGUUGUGUGAUCCAGAUGACGAUCCAGACAGUGUUUGGUAUGUUGAUUUAAAGGCCUGUAUAACACGAUUGCCUGAGGAAGGAUAUGGCUCGAAUAUUACCACCUGGCCUGCAAGGUUGCAUAAUCCUCCAGAUAGGCUCCAGAGCGUACAGGUUGAUGCUUACAUGUCAAGGAACGAGCUUUUCAGGGCAGAAUCAAGAUAUUGGAAUGAAAUAAUUGAAAGCUAUGUACGAGUGUUACAUUGGAAGAAGUUCAAACUUAGAAAUGUGUUGGAUAUGAGAGCUGGCUUUGGAGGAUUUGCAGCAGCACUGAUUGAAAAUCAAUUGGAUUGCUGGGUUCUCAACGUUGUCCCUGUUAGUGGACCCAAUACAUUGCCUGUCAUAUAUGACCGUGGUCUUAUUGGAGUUAUACAUGACUGGUGUGAACCGUUUGACACAUACCCAAGAACCUAUGACCUUCUGCACGCCGCUGGCCUGUUCUCCAUUGAACAAAAAAGAUGCAAUAUCUCAAACAUCAUGCUUGAAAUGGAUCGGAUUUUAAGGCCUGGUGGACACGUAUACAUUCGUGAUUCUCUUGCUGUUAUGGAUGAACUUGAAGAGAUUGCGACAGCCAUGGGUUGGCAUGUAUCAAUUCGAGACACAUCUGAGGGCCCUCAUGCCAGUUAUAGGAUAUUGACAGGUGAUAAACGCCUCCUACAAGCAUGA
Molecule: messenger RNA, 2043 nt
Organism: Fraxinus pennsylvanica
Lineage: Eukaryota; Viridiplantae; Streptophyta; Magnoliopsida; Lamiales; Oleaceae
Source: the annotation of a GenBank genome assembly